Mandrillus leucophaeus (drill) is the source of this 1655-nucleotide messenger RNA. Its product is annotated as MICAL C-terminal-like protein. The annotation marks the transcript as partial. Lineage: Eukaryota; Metazoa; Chordata; Mammalia; Primates; Cercopithecidae. The record is from RefSeq and is a predicted model, not a curated record. The transcript is spliced from 4 exons.
CUAUGGUGGCGGCGAGGCCUCCCACACAGAGCCCUGUGAAGAGAAACCCCGGCGGCCAGAAUCCCCGUGUCUACCACGCACCUCCCUGAGGGAGGCCCUGAGCAGGGCGGUCUCUCCACAGUGCCCUGAGGAGCCCAAAACUGUGCAUGCUCUGCAACGGGCCAAUAGCUUCCAGUCUCCAACCCCAAGCAAAUACCAGAACUGGAGGAGAGAAUUCCGGUGGAGUUUGACGCCAGUGAACAAAAGAACUAUGUCACCUCCAAAGGACCCUUCUCCUUCUCUUCCUCUUCCUUCAUUGUCUUCUCGUUCAUCUUCCCCACCAUCUUCUUCUUCAGCCAGUGUUUCUGAGCAUGCUCCAGAUGGUUCUUCCCCACCUCAGAUGACAGCUUCUGAGUCCCUCUCACAGGUCUUGAGAGGCCAUGCAAGUCCUCCCACCCCAACCUUUCAAAGGCGAGCCAUAGCCCAAGGAGCACCCAGGGAAAUUCCACUGUAUCUGCCUCAUCACCCAAAGCCAGAGUGGGCAGAGUACUGCCUGGUAAGCCCUGGUGAAGAUGGCCUCUCAGGCCCUGCAGAGAUGACUUCUGAUGAGUGCCAGCCAGCAGAGGCACCUCUUGGGGACAUUGGAAGCAACCACAGAGACCCACACCCCAUCUGGGGGAAGGACAGGAACUGGCCAGGUCAAGAGCUAUCUCCCUUGGCUGGAGAAGACUGGGAAAAAGGGCGUACUGGAGCUGGGAAGGAAGAAGAGGGAGGACCAGCGCUGGCAAAGGAGAAGUUGGGCCUAAAGAAGUUAGUCCUCACUCAGGAGCAGAAGACCAUGUUGUUGGAUUGGAAUGACUCCAUCCCUGAGAGUGUGCACCUCAAAACCGGGGAGCGACUUUCCCAGAAAAGUGCUGAGAAUGAUAGAGGAGGCCGUGUGCUAAAACCAGUCCGCCCCUUGCUGCUCCCUAGGGCAGCAAGAGAGCCCCUGCCAACCCAGAGGGGGGCUCAGGAGAAGAUGAGGACCCCCGUGGAACAAGCUCAAGGGGAGCGAAGCGUGCCUCCACCCAAGUCCCCACUGCGGCUCAUAGCCAAUGCCAUCCGAAGGUCUCUAGAGCCCCUUCUUUCCAACUCUGAAGGUGGGAAGAAGGCUUGGGCCAAGCAAGAAUCCAAAACUUUACCCACACAGGCCUGCACUCGCUCAUCCAGCCUUCGGAAAACCAAUUCCAAUAAAGACAGGGACCAGCAUUCCCCUGGGAGAAACCGGCCCUCAGCCUUUAGCCCUCCUGACCCUGUCCUCCGCACCCAUAGUUUGCCCAAUCGGCCAUCCAAGAUCUUUCCUGCACUUAGGUCCCCACCCUGUAGCAAGAUUGAAGAUGUCCCCACACUCCUUGAGAAAGUGAGUUUGCAAGAGACCUUCCCAGAUGCUUCUAAGCCUCCGAAGAAAAGAAUCUCACUUUUUUCCUCUCUCAGACUCAAAGACAAAUCUUUUGAGAGUUUCCUCCAAGAAUCCAGACAAAGAAAGGACAUCAGGGACCUCUUUGGCAGCCCCAAGACGAAGGUGCUGCCUGAAGACAGUGCGCAGGCCCUAGAGAAGCUGCUGCAGCCUUUCAAAAGCACCUCCCUGUGCCAGGCAGCCCCUCCCCCUCUUCCUCCUCCUACAGCAGGAGGUGCAG